ACCAGAGACAGAAAAACUGUUUUAAGCAAGUAAAGAUGUUUUAAGUCAAGUAAUCUGGGCUUGACAGAAAUCUGCUAUUCCAAAGUGACCUAUGUUUUACAAGAACAUCUCCUCGAGUAAGUAGGCUCAGCCUUCCUCAGAUCAAAGACUGGUCCUUUUUCUCUUUGUGUUUGUACCUGACCUAGGACAUGGAGGCAUGUGGCAACCAGGGCCAGAGCUCCAGGGUACAACAUAUACUGUAACUAAUUUGCCUUAGAAAGAAUUGACAGGAAGGUGAAGGCACAUGGAGAAAAAACUUGGACCACAUUAAAAAACAAAAAAAUUCUUCAUGGAAGGGAUAAAACCUAACACACUGUUGAUGAAAAAAACAAAGAACAAACAAAAACAAUACCCCUAAAGACUUUAAUAACUAUGAUCAAAACUCUUUGGACCUGGCAAGAAAUCAAGGUAUUAGAAGAACUCAGGACAUUUUAAGUGCAAGAAUUCUUACAUUUAAGUAAAGACUAGCAGCAUAAUGGACUUAUUUUAAGUCUGUUCCAGCUGACAUUAGAGGUGUAGCAUUAAAUGAAGCAGCCAGCUUGUUAUGACCACUUAUGAAAAUGUGACAAAUGCUCUUCCAUCAGGACUUUACACUACUUGGGCUGUUGCAAUGAUUCAAAGUCUCCCUUGGUGUCUGUAAUGAGGUGCACCUUGAGGAUAAAAAAAUGUAGAGCGGAUAUGCUGAGCUGAAACUUCCUACACACACAGGUUGUGCAAACAUGAAUUUGCAUCUCUGAAACGAGAUAUCCGUCUGUGACAACAGGACAAUAUCUGCCACUAGUGGGAGGCCUGUGGAAUAAGUCUACAGGGGAACACGCCCUGGAAAGUGCUCUUUCAACACGGAAAGUGCCUUAGAAAUCCCUUCAGGUUCUUCCUCUCAUUUCUCUUUGGCAAAGCACAGUGAGUGAGCAUGAGUCACUACAAGUAUUAACCAUUUCAGAUGAGAUUUCUUUGACGUAUAUAUCACUUCCCUUUUGUUAAUUAACUGGAGAUUUUAAAGUAUGCCAUCCAAGAAAGACUAAAGCACAGGUAUUUAACUGGAUUGUAUGCCAUUGUUACAAAAACUACAAAUAAGAUGUUAAAGUCACUAGGCCAAAUCAUCAAGUAGCAAACUUGGAGAUAGGGGAGAUGUUUUGGUGCUGGAAUAAGCAUCCUACAUACAUCUAUUUCUAACUGUAGUUGGAAAUUCUAAAGAUGAAGCUUAAUAGUCUUUUAUAUUCUUCCUCAUCUCCUAAAAGCAAUGCUUUUUUGCUCAUUUUUGUUACCAUAUGUCACUUUUUUCUCACCAGAAUCAUCUUUCCCCAUUUCAUUGAGAAACAAAAAACUGCUGUUCUUCCUUUAAAUCCUGAUGGCUUCUAUGCCAUUAGAAGAGCUGACAGACAGUGUAGGGGACAGAGGGACACCAGAGCCCAGUGCACUCAGCCACAGUCAGCACUUGCACAAAAGUCAGCUGCAAACUUAUAGCUGUGACCUCAUAAUAUUUUAUUAGAAAGGAAAAUCCUCAGAGAAUUCCACUGACAAAGGAGUGGUUCCUGUCCUCCAUUGAUGAACCAGAAGAAAAAUAUAAGGAAAACUAAAAGACCUGCUUAAAGUAUCACCUGUUCUUCUGUAGGGGUUCCUGUUCUGCUGUCAUUAAAUGCAACAGGAAGGUUUUUUCCACCUUCCAUCACCUCACUGCUUUGCAUGCCUCAGUUGGGAGAGCAGAGUGUGCUUUGUGCCAGUAACAGUGAGAAAGCAAAAGCUUGUCCUCAGAGAGUGGAAAACACCUUUAUUUGCCAACAUCCCAAGAUCUGUGAGAGAUUUUUGCAAGAGGCACAGAGCAAACCAGAGAGCUGCAAUGUAGGGCACUGCCAUGCAAAUAAAGAUACCUGUAAAGCCUUGGCAAUGCUUCCAAAGGGACACCCACUGUAGCUGGAUGUUCCUUGCCCAGCCUCUUACAACUACAUCAGUGAUCUCUCACCUACAGUGAAUUCAGCAACUAACCUGUAGCCAAAAGGAGACAAACCAGCCAGUGACCUAUAUUGCAGAAAGGUAAUGCAACCUAACUUUCCCUGGCCAAUAAAAGGAGAUUAAGAGGGUAAAUCCCUUCCAACCAGCACUUGCUCAGACUUCAUUGUUUACAAAAGGGACAUAAAGUAGGCUCAACCAGUCUUUAUAAACUCAUCACAGGACUUCUAUGUGCUCCAAACCUUGUUGGUAGCACAUUAUAACAAGAGGUCCAGGUCUUGUUUGUGCCCAAGUGUGCCAACACAAAAAUGCUGCCUGUAAGAAAAAAUAAUUAGACCGUCUCAAAAUGUCUCAAGGUGAUGAUUAAUGGCACAGCUGUUUGUUCGUGCUGCUGUUUGUCCUGCACUGCUACCAGCAGCCACUACCCUGGCAUGGUGCCAGUGCCAAUGGGCACUCCAGUGACAAGAGUUAAGAAGAGUGAAUAGAUAAAAAGGGUAGGCAUUAUCCUUAGGUAAGGUACAGCAUAGUAUAAAAUAGCCUUACAGCAUUACUUUUUAGUAAGGAAGCAGCUGUAAGUGUACAUUUAAACCAAGUACCUGAAACAUUAGUUUGGCAUUUCCUAACCUACCCCUUGGAGUAAUGCCCUUAGUACCUUCUAUCUAAAUAUCCCAAAGUAGACUUCGCACAUUCACUUCUGUGUCUCAGAUGAAAAGCACCUGAACCCAGGAUGUGAAUGUGUUGCCACUUUAGGAACCCAGGGCAAGAUUCAGCUGAGAAGCAAGUCAUGGAAACUCUCACCCACACACUGUGGGAUUCAGGGCCAGGCUGCAGGGAGCAGCUCAUUCCCAAAGUGAGCACGUAGUACAUGAGAAAAGAUAAAGAUCUGCUGAUCUGUAAGACAGAAAGUGAAUUUGUCCUGUCAAUACUCCUGGGCCUGAGAAAUCUAACAAAAAUACACUUUAUUAUUUAUAACUGCCAUCAGAACUUUUCUGUGCAUGGGCUGUAUUUGGCCACAAAUGGAGAAAAAUCUUCAGUAUUAGCCACAGAAAAUUUUCUUUAUACCACUUCCUUUAGAGAGCAAAAUACACAUUCUUCAAAUAGAAUAAGCCAUCAGUUUGAUUUGAAGAAGCCUCUUUGUCUGAGUUGGGCAGGUGUCAAGAAGCCGAUGUGAUGUGUGAGCUGACAGUCAGUGCCCAGCCAGACAGAGACACCUCAUGCUGCCAACAUGAGCCUUUCAGCCUUGGUGCCGUCCUGUGAAGCACCAGAGAUAAUAUCAGGAUUGAGUCCAAGGGGCAGCAGAGGCAGGAGACAGUAUCAGGAUGACAAAGGUUUUCAGUCUUGUUCUUUUAAUGACUUUCUUCCCCUCCCUGAAUUUUUCUAUCUCCUUGAUUCAUUAAAGACCAUAUUAUAUUAACUCUUCAGGAUACUCUACUACCAUAACACUCACCUUUGCUCCACUCUUACAGAAUCUCCCCUUUCCCAAGUGAACAGAAUUGGGAUGUCAGCUAGAAACAGAUCACCCAGCCCACCCUCCAAGAACAACAAUUCUGCAUCUGUCUACUUUUGGUGAAAAGAGUGUAGUUCCCUUCAAAUCCAAUAGCUAAGCUCUGCUGCAGGCAGCUUAUGGCAUAGGGCUCAAGUUGACCAAAAACUUGCAUAAACUCAUCACAAUUUUACACUUGGCAUUCAGAAGUGAAUCAGUGAAAAAGCAUGGAAUUUUAACUACAAACAAGAUGGGUUGAAGACUAUGAGAAAGAAGAGAUAAUAAAGGAGGAUCUGAAAGCAGGGAAACCAAACAUCAAUGCCUGGAAGUUACUUAAAUCAUUCUUUCUCAUUAUUGCAUUACAGGAAAACCAGAGUUUUGCAGUUUUUCUCAGUGUCAAGAAAUUUGAGUUGGAUUCUUCAGUAAGUCAAUGCAAACCUCAAGUAACGCUGUUUGCCUCAGGAGUUCUCUGUAUUUCAGCAAGAGUUCAUGAGAAUAAAACCAAACGCAGGUAGACUCAGUGUUCUCUCAGAGGAGCUGUCACCUCCUGUAGCUACAGGGUCAAUGGAACAGGAAGAACCAAGAUAGCUCUGGAAUCAGUGUCAGCAGUGACUGAUGGCUGGGAAAGAGCCCAAAGGAAUGAUUACAUUCCUUCCAUGCGUUAGUUUCACACACACUGCAGAUGCUGCCAGCAUGUGAGGAGUGCCUGAUGAGUCACAUGGGUCAGCUGGAGAUAGUCCUGUGAGGAGCAGGGAGUGGAACAUGAUGAUCCCUAUGGCUCCCUCCCAGCUCUAGGUGUUUUAUGACUUCAGAAGUGCACAGCACUUUCCCAGGCAGGAGGAGAUGGUUUCGUGGACAAAGUCCAACAAACAGGUUGUAAAGGCAAGAGGCAGGGACGGCCCCUCUAACAUCACUAAUUCUGUAAUAUUGGAUUGUAGAGAGGCAGAAAGCAAAGGCUGCAAAAUCUGGCCAAGAGUGAAGACACAGGUGGCUGAUCUGAGACACUUCUCUGACCCAGCAAGGAAUUCAUACCUUUUUCAUAUUCAUGUACAUGUCUAUAAAGUUACAGUUCCAUUUUACUGUGUGUGAACCAAGAUGCUGCCUUCCUCUGGUUGGAUAAUUCACUGUUAUUUACAAAUAUUCACACAUUUUCCUACUGUAUCAGUCAUAUUCCUAAAUGAUUAUUACAUCACUCAUUCCAGACCUACAUGCUGUGAGACCAGGGUGGGAGUGGAUCUAAAUUUGUGUAACUACUUUUUGUGAAAAUCUGUACAUUUCACAGAGUAUACUCUGCUGUUAUGAGUCCCACAGAUCUUCUGAAGCUGGCUAUAGGGCAGCUAUCCCCAUCUUCUGCAGCACUGUAAGAACCUGUCAAAGCAAAAAAAAUCUGACAAAUUUGCCAGCAAAUAAGUCAAGAGGAAGAAGAGCAGGCUGUUUUACUUUUUACCUUUUAAAUUUUUCAGCAUACUUUAAAACCCCAUUUGAGUGGUGUGGAUACCUUCCAAUCUUACAGCAGUGGUAUUUGCUCACCCUCACCUCUGCAACUACCCACACACAGCUACUGCUCCCUCUUUAAUAUAGGACAGUUUGAGGCACAGAUGGCUCCCAAGCCACAUAUCCUGUCAAAUAGACCCAAAAUCUUUGGGAAAAGAACUUCCUCUAUUGAUUUUGUGCCAGUCAGGCACUAAACUGUAGUCUGGGGCUUGAUUCACUGCUGCCUUGGGGCAAAGACAGGCCAGGAUUAUCUGGCUGUUCCUUUAAGGGUGCUGAAAGAAAGCCAGCUGGAGGCCUUUCCAAAGGAGGUGUCAGAGCAAGCUGUAACACCAGAAGAACAGGAAAAGCACAAAACCCAAACAGAGUCCAGUAGCUGCAAUACACACAGGACAGCCAGAAGUGAGACUGGGAGUACUAAAAGGAGGCUUUUCCCUUGGAAGUAAGAAAGGAAGAGCUCCAGCACAGAAGCUUUGCUGCAGAGGCCAUGAGCUGCUGGAAGCAAGAGAAAACCAACACCUGGGCUUUUCCCACCCUGAUCCUCUGCCUCUAUGGAUUCUUCUACAUGAUGAAACCAUCAGAACCUUUCCUAACACCCUAUCUAACAGGACCAGAUAAAAACCUGACCAUAGAUGAGGUUACCAACCAGAUUCUGCCAGUCUGGACAUACUCCUACCUCGCUCUCCUUUUCCCAGUGUUCCUGCUCACAGACUACGUGCGCUACAAGCCCGUCCUCCUCCUGCAGGGCAUCAGCCUCAUCGUCACGUGGCUCCUGCUGCUCUUUGCACAUGGAGUGCUGGCCAUGCAGCUGGUGGAAUUCUUCUAUGGCAUGGUCACAGCCACCGAGGUGGCCUAUUACGCCUACAUCUACAGCGUGGUCAGCACCCAACACUACCAGAGGGUCACCAGCUACUGCAGGAGUGUCACUCUGGUGGCGGCCACCGUGGCCGCCGUGCUGGGACAGCUGCUGGUGUCCCUAGCAGGCGUGUCCUACUUCCACCUCAACGCCAUCACCCUGGCUUCCGUGUCCCUGGCGUUCCUGUGCGCCUUCUUCCUGCCCAUGCCCCAGAGGAGCAUGUUCUUCCACAGGAAAGACGCCCCCGAGCCUGUGCCAGGGCCUGCCAAGGGGCUGCCUGUGAGUGCUGCCCGCAGGCCCUCCAGCUGCCAAGAGGAAAGGAGCCCUGAUCCUGCUGCCAGGGCCGCGGGCCCCCAGCCCCAGGCUGGCAAUGCCGGGCCCCUGCGGCACAUGCUGAGCGUGCUGCUGCAGCUGGGCAGGGACCUGAGGCAUUGCUACGGCUCCCGCCAGCUCCUCUACUGGUCCCUGUGGUGGGCUCUGGCCACGGCCGGCUUCAACCAGGUGCUGAAUUAUGUCCAGGUGCUGUGGGACUUCCGGGCCCCCUCGCACAGCUCCGCAGUGUACAACGGAGCUGUCGAAGCAAUAGCAACGUUUCUGAGCUCAGUAACAUCUUUCCUAGUACAAUAUGUGAAGAUUAACUGGGACCAUUUUGGAGAACUGGCUUUAGGGAUCUUCUCUGCAAUAGAUGCUGGUUGUCUGUUUCUCAUGCACUUCUCUACCAGCAUCUGGGCAUGUUAUGCUGGAUAUCUCAUUUUCAAGGCAUGCUAUGUGCUCCUCCUGACAAUAGCAACGUUCCAGAUCGCCGUCAAUCUGAGCAUGGAGCGCUAUGCCCUGAUGUUUGGAUUCAACAACUUCAUUGCCCUGCUGAUCCAGACCAUUCUCACAAUAGUUGUUGUAGAUUCAAGAGGACUGGGACUGGACAUAGUUACUCAAUUUUUAAUUUAUGGCAGCUACUUCGCAGUCAUACAUGGGAUUUUCAUGAUCAGAAGCAUUUGUGUGCUGGUCUCAUGCAAAUGCCAAAGGAAAAUAGUGAGAUCUUGCACAGAGCAGCUGAACCAGGCUGAGCACGAGUCAAGAGAGCAGAUUGUCACAAGCUACAUGACACGGCUGUAGGAGGCAGGCAGGCUGGAGAAGGGCUUCUCCUGGGAGAAGGGCUCCCAGCAGGGAAGAAGAGCAGCAUGCAGGGAACAGCAGUGCAAGAAGAACAUUCAACUCAGCCCUGAAAAGCUACGCUGAAUCAUUCCAGCACUUCAGCACAACAUAUGCCAGCAGAGAGCUCACCAGAAUGGCACUGUGCCAAGAAUAAAGGAUAAGUUGCUUUAGAUUCUUAUUUACAUGCAUAUAAAUAGCUUAAGGGCAGUAAUUUAUACACAGAAUCAAAGCAACCACCUUUGCAUCCCCCCGUGCACGAUGGCAGAGAGCAGAGUUCACUCUGCCUUGCUCAUUGUAGCUCCUGAAUGUGGUGCUGGCAAAGCUGCUUCUGUCACAUUUGCUGAUGCAGUGGCUGAGGGUGUGACUCCCCUUUGCACAGCCCUUGUUCUGAACCAAGGAAGAAAAGAUCACAUUUGCAUCAUUCUAUUCUUUCAUAUCCAGUACAGGCAGAUGGGGGACAGGCUCCUCCUGUCUCAUCCCACAGCUCAGUGCACACAGGCUGCAAAAAGCUGGGCUUGCACAACCUGUCCUGGGAGCUUCACUGCAACACUGCUACAUCACAGUUCUUGCUUGGCCCACAUUUGAGAGCUACAAACACUGUGCUGACUUCACAGCAACCUCUGCCGAGAAGGGAAUAACUUCAGAGUCCAAGCAAAAGGCAAGAGCACCACUCCUUUGCUUGUGCUUCCAGUAAAAUUAAAUUCAGGACUAACUGUCUUCCUUUUUCAGCAGGAAAAGAAAUAGCAUGAAGGGGCUUAUGUAGCACAGACUAAAGCCAGAGAAGGACAUUGUGGAGAAAUUUAGCUGAUUCCACAGAGGAAAAUUCCAGAUUAAAAGGAAUAUCCAAGAAGAUUUAUAACUGAAACAAACAGCAAGCAUCAUGUGUGCUUUUGAGUGCCAAGUGAGGGAGGUCCACUGAUCUUGGCCAAGAAUUUGGCAGGAUCAGCCAAACUCAGUUUGUCAAGAAACUCCAAGUCCUACAGCUAAUUUUGUCCAAAAGACAGUCCAGGAGAAGAAAAGAGACUAGAAAUGAGUUUGCAUAGUGAAUGUCUAAUUUAAUAUGAACUAUAUCCAUAUGCUGAAGUUAUUUCCGUACCGCUGUUUGCUUCUAGCUUCCAAUAUCUACAUCUAACUAAUAAAAACUACAUAGCA
Messenger RNA from Passer domesticus (house sparrow), 8120 nucleotides. RefSeq names its product thiamine transporter 2-like. The transcript is spliced from 6 exons. Gene Ontology annotation, cellular component: plasma membrane. NCBI's taxonomy places the organism in Eukaryota, Metazoa, Chordata, Aves, Passeriformes, Passeridae. Gene Ontology annotation, molecular function: thiamine transmembrane transporter activity. Gene Ontology annotation, biological process: vitamin transport; transmembrane transport. Bases 5448 to 6929 code for a protein of 493 amino acids. The record is from RefSeq and is a predicted model, not a curated record.